UAAAUUACCCACAAUUCCCGUUGCCAGGGCGGCCAUCUUGGAUGCUUUCGGCGCUCGCAACUUAAAAAGUUUGUUAGGAUUUUUCUUGAUUUUAUUCGCUGUUUGAGAGAUUAGCGAUGUCAGACGAGGAAACAGAGAAACAAGAGAAUACAUACGUCAUUCGGCCGAAUUUUCAGCACAAGUUCCGACCUGCAGCAGUAAAAGAAUGUAUCCACAUCGUGCUGAAUGAGGCCCUGACAGGGAAGGAGUACGAUGGGGAGGAAACGGCAGAACUCUGUAAACAUCUGUCCAACGAGAUCAAGAAAAAACUUAAAGAGCUGUCGUAUGACAGGUACAAGUUUGUGGUGCAGGUGGUCAUCGGAGAACAGAAGGGGGAAGGAGUCAAGAUGGCCUGCAGAAGUUUUUGGGACGCCGACACAGACAACUACGCUCAGGACAUCUUCAUGAAUGACUCGUUGUUUUGUGUAGCAGCAGCCUUCGGAGUUUUCUACUACUGACCUAACGGCACCUUCCCAUCAUGCACCAGCAGCCUUCCCAUCAUGCACCAGCAGCCUUCC
Messenger RNA from Branchiostoma belcheri (Belcher's lancelet), 557 nucleotides. RefSeq names its product tctex1 domain-containing protein 2-like. Lineage: Eukaryota; Metazoa; Chordata; Leptocardii; Amphioxiformes; Branchiostomatidae. The transcript has 5 exons. The record is from RefSeq and is a predicted model, not a curated record. The coding region runs from base 117 to 497 and encodes 126 amino acids. Gene Ontology annotation, molecular function: dynein intermediate chain binding. Gene Ontology annotation, cellular component: cytoplasm; cytoplasmic dynein complex. Gene Ontology annotation, biological process: microtubule-based movement.